Messenger RNA from Cokeromyces recurvatus, 5910 nucleotides. RefSeq names its product cortical protein marker for cell polarity-domain-containing protein. Bases 1 to 5910 code for a protein of 1969 amino acids. Gene Ontology annotation, biological process: positive regulation of establishment of bipolar cell polarity regulating cell shape. Gene Ontology annotation, cellular component: plasma membrane of growing cell tip. Gene Ontology annotation, molecular function: protein binding. NCBI's taxonomy places the organism in Eukaryota, Fungi, Mucoromycota, Mucoromycetes, Mucorales, Mucoraceae. The transcript is spliced from 8 exons. The record is from RefSeq and is a predicted model, not a curated record.
AUGUUAAUACAAUACUAUAUUAUUCAAUUAUUUUUCUUAAUCUCAAUAAUAAAGCAAAACCUUGCAACCUCUGUUAUACAUCCUAACGUUAAUUUUGAUUAUAUCGAGAAGCUUGGUAUUCCAGGUUCAUAUAAUGGAAUAUCUAUUUAUAAGGACACUCAACAACUAACACAAAUAACUAAAUCAACUUCCUCUCUUGUUUCACUCUCAAACGAUACACUUAAAUUAAUCGCAUCAUCAGAUAUAAAUGGUGUUAUUUACGAUGCUUGUCUUUUAUUAUCUGAUCCGACUACGCUUUAUUUCGCUGGCAAUUUUACAAAGAUCAAUAAUUUAGUUGUCAACAAUAUUGCCGCCCUCGAUUUAUCUUCAAAACAAAUAAGAUCACUCAAAUAUGGCUUAGAUGGUUCAGUUUAUAGCCUUUAUUGUGAUUCAGAUAAUCAACAAGUAUAUGUGGGUGGCUCAUUUAUAGCACCUAUUGAUACUUCUAUGAUUGCUUAUUCUGAUUCGCUUGCAAAUUUUGGUGGUAGCGUUGCUUUAUGGAAGAAUAAUAAAUGGUAUGGACUUCCAUGGAAAGGAUUAAAUGGGCCUGUCAAUUCAAUUUUGAAGGUGAAUUCAACUUCAAUCUUUUUUGGUGGUAAAUUUGACACAACUACAGAUGGGCAAGACUUCCAUGCACCUGCAAGUCAGCCAAUUAACAUACCUGCAAGUGGUGUUUCGGCUACAAAUACUGCUCCAAAUUCAGCAAGUCCAGCAUCUAUCCUUUGUUCUGAUGCCUCAAGCGAAAAUUCAUGGAUUUUAUCUGAUGGGACUCAGGGGACUUGGCAAGCAAGUUUUAUUGAAUAUAGUGUUAAUCCAUCUCUAAUUAGAAUUGUCAAUUCAAAGUUAGAAAAUCAUCAAACAAAAGAAUUCUCAAUUCGUUCUUUAACAGAUUCUCGUGUUUAUAAGCUUACUUAUUUGGAUCCUGAUUCAAAUCGUACAAAAACUUGUUCUACAAAUUGUAUCCUUUCAAAGAAUCCAAAUGUGACUUAUCAAGAUUUUAGAAUUACUAACUUAUCAAUAACAAAUGGUAUUGCUAUAGACAUCAAAUCUUGGUAUGGAGUAAGUGGUGGAUUAUCUUCAGUUACAGUGUUUCAAUCAGAAAUAUUCUCUUAUGCUGUCAAUCCUAACACUAAAAGUACUUGUUCAGCUAAAACAAUGACCACCUUGAAUAACAACAUCACCCUUCCUACAGCUGUAACAACAGGAUCAAAAUGGACUGUCUCGAAUACUUCUAUACCCUAUUUAAAGCGGAAUGUAAAUGCAUCAGAUAUCCAAACAUUACCCUCUAUUACUUUCUAUCCUAACUUGGUUGAAUCAGGAAUCUAUGAUGUCUUACUUUAUACACCGGCUUGUGAAACAGAAAAGUGUUCAGAACGCACUGAUGUGGAUAUUUUAAUUUCAUCGACAGCUACUCAAAGAAUAAAUUUGACAAUAAACCAAAGCGAUAUAGCCACUCAAGUUAUUUAUACGGGUUAUUUUGACGUAUCUUCAUCAUUUAUUCCCAAUAUAAAACUUUCUUUGUCACAUAAUGCCAAUAUUUCUAAAGGAGAGACAAAAACUAUAGUGGCACAUGCAAUACAAUUUGUCAAAGAUGCUUCUCAAUAUUCAUUAUCCAGUAUUCUUCAAUAUAAUCCUCUUCAAACUAACAUGUCUAUGUCUAUGUCUACUUUAUCUUGGAAUGAACUACCAGAUAAUAUUCCAUAUAAUUCAUUAGUAAAUACUAUGGAUUUUGUUAAUGACAGUGUUUAUAUUGGUGGAGAAUUUUCUGGAAUCGAUACAACCAACAAAGAAUAUAAAAAUAUUGUACGAUAUGAUAUUAAUUCAAAGACAUUAAAGUCAUUAUCUGGAGGAGGUCUCGACGGAUCUGUGGCAUGUAUUAAAUGCAUUUCUUCUGAGGUGUAUGUCGGAGGUUCAUUUUCAUCUAUUUCAGGAACAGAAAAAAAUGUCAGUAAUAGUAGUCGACUGUCAAAUAUUGCAAAAUAUAAUUUCCAGAAAGGCACUUGGAGUACAUUAAAUGGAGGUGUUAACGGCCCCGUAAAAGCUAUUCACUGGCUUCAAGACAGUCAAACAGUUCUAAUUUCGGGAAAUUAUUCACAAUUUUUAGCGUCCAUUAACGAUACUUCCCCAAGUAUAAUAUAUGGAAAUGGUUGGUGGGAUAUACAAAAAGACCAAUGGAAAAUAACCAAUAUGCCUUAUUUGUCGGGCACUGUAUAUUCAGCAUUCACUUACAAUAAAGAUAACUUCUUUAUGGGCAAUAUAAAAAGCGCACAACGAUAUCAAUCAAACGGCAUAUCAUUCAUUUCGCAAAAUAAUUCUCUAUCAACCCUUUUACCUUUUCACUCUUUCAAAACUCAAAAUAGCUUUUCAAUCAAUGCAGGUGUAAUGUACAAUAAUAGCAAAAAUAACACGAUUAAGAUCAAUGAUAAACAAAACAUAGAAAAUACAACUGUGACUAUUUUAGGUGGAGAAUUUGAAUUAUCGAAUGGUAUUCAGAAUAUCGCUAUAUAUAACAACAGCGUAUGGAGCGGUGUACAGAAUACUGAUUGGCAGGGUACAGUCAAAACAGUGGCUAUACAUGACGAUCUACUUCUUGUUGGUGGCAGUUUCUCGGGUAAUUCGAUUAACAAUUUAGCAGUUUUCAGCCUAUCAAAUAGAUCGUUACUGUUAAAACCAGAUAUUAAGUAUCAUGAUGGUUCUCCUGCCAAUGUUAAUAUGAUUCGUUAUAUUCAUGAGCAGGAUAGAAUCAUUGUGGGCGGUAGUUUUAACUCUAUUGGGUCAAUAUCAUGCUCUUCAAUUUGUUCAUUUAACCCUAAUAGUCUUCAAUGGAGCCCACUUGAUUCUGGUCUUGUUGGUGAAGUGAUUGAUUUCCAAUUCAUUAAUGGAAAACUCGUCACAAGUGGAAAUUUUACACUUAAUAACUCGCCUCUUUUAAUUGCCGAGUAUGACUUUAACAGGAAUACAUGGGGUCCUUUUGGUUCAGCUAAUCUUCCUGGACCAUCUAAAGUUAUUUCUUAUGAUGAUAUCUCUAAGCAGUUAUAUGUGUCUGGGCAAGUGAAUAACUCUGCCUAUCUUCGAAUUUGGAAUGGACAAAAGUUUAUUACUCCCAGUAAUGAGCUUGGUUUAGGUAGUGACAUUGUAGGUUUGACCACAGUACCAAUUGUUAACACAUCAGCUGCUCAAAAUGUUAUUUUGGCUUCUGGUCUUAUUAAUCUGGGAAGUUUGGGUAAUGUUAGUGCUGCAUUUUUUGAUGGAGAAAAUUGGAUUCCUUAUUUAGUUGCUUCUGAUAGCAAUGGUAUAUCAAGUACAUCUAUAAGAAAUGCUUUUUACUUACAGCAACCCUAUAUUGUAAAAAAUAUCAAGAAUUAUUUACCAAAACCACUUGUUAUCCUCAUUUCUAUUGCGAUUUCAUUAGGCAUCGUAUUCUUUAUCGUCUUUAUUUCUAUGCUUAUUAUUUUCAUCAAGAAGAAAUAUGACAACAAAACAAACUCUCGAUCAAAUCCUUCUGGAUAUUAUGGGAAACCUCCUCGUUCUCCGGAAUCUCUUUUAGCAAUGCUUCAAGAAAUAUCGUCUAAAUAUCACGAGGAUGAGGACAAAAAUAGAUAUACGAAUGAAAAGCCUCGUCACCUUGAGCCCGGAAAUCAACAACUUUAUGAUAUGUCUAAAUCUAUUAGUACAGAAUAUUUAAACGACCAUUCUGGCGCACCUUUUGGUGCUGAGCCUAAGAAUGUAGCUGCAAUAACAACAACUGAAAGAGCAACUCCUUUUUCUUCACAUGUUCAUUCAAAGUCGAUUCCUCAACAUCAGAACCAGAGUGCAGUUGACACUAUAGAAAAUGCUAGUAUAAAUAGGGAUGUUGUUGCUACAACUGUUAAAAAUGAAAUGCGACCUGAAUCUACAGCUACGCUAUCUAGUGAGGUUCAGCAUGAUUCUAUAAAUAGUUCAUUUCAUAAUAAUGUUAGUAAAAAUGAAAUGUCCGAAGUACGAGGACAUUGUAGUCCUUACAACCCUUUCAGGAACUCUGAAAUUGGCGUCGCUAUUACUGAUACAUCUCCUAUUACGGCAUUUCAGACAAAUAACAAACAGCCUCCUCUAAAUACGUCUGUUCAUGAUAAUCAAUCACAAUCAAAGGUUGUCUCUUAUAAUAAUAAUAAUCCUUCUUCAAACCCAUCUGCUUUUACUGUAAAUAAUGCAAAUACACCUACUACCGUUCGAUGGACAAACGCUCCCGUUGCAAAUGUAAGCUCUGCUGUAGUUAAGCCUGUAUCUCUAGUUAGUACUGUAAAUGAACUAUCUACUGAAGCUGUCCCUAUUAGCGGGUCCGAUAGUCAUCCUACACUAAAUAAUAAACAAGCUGAAAAAGUUAAAUGGAUACAGGCACCCAGCAGUGAUGAUGCCCUUGCUACUGCUUUUAUUACAACUACACCUACCAUAAAUAUUCUAGUUUCAGAGAAUCGAAAUGAAAACUUUACAACUACACCACCUCAGACAUUAUCAAACAACGCUCCAGUUAUGGUAUCUAAUCCGUUAUCCUCUAAUGUAAGAUGGACAACAUACAACACUGAUGAUGCAGUAGGUUAUGCAACAAUUGAAACAGUCGUUAGAGACUCUCGUUUUAGUGAAUUAUCAGGCUCUGAUUCGUUAAAUACAGCAACUACCAAUACUUCAGGAGAUUCUGAGCUUGUGCGAUGGACUACAGCCCCAACAUUUGAUAAAGACAUCGCAACCAAUACAGUUACGUCUGUUGGGCCUGAUAAUACAAACUUGUCAAAUAAUGAAGAGCGAAGUUCAAUAGGAAGAAGUCAUUACCAAGCAUCGCUUUCAUCUAUUAAUUGGCCCGAUGAGAACAAGAUAGAUGAUGAUCAUGUUAAGGAAGAAGAAAGCGACAGAGCUAUCAAUACAAAUGCUUUCCGUCUCUCAGACACUGAAUUUGCGACACCUAUCGAUACGGAUAUGUUAAAUUUUGCUCAAUCGAUAUCAUCGUCAUCUCAGCAAAAUGAUACAUCAAGUAUGGAUUCAGCAGUCCGCUGGAAAACAACUAAAGUAGGUUUGCCUAUUGAAACUAUCUACACUUCUCCUAUUCUGGAACCUGCUUCAGCUACUGUGACGCAAAGGGUUCUUAAAGAAGAUUCAACAGUUGACAACCUUUAUAAUUCUAAACCUGACACUUAUCAAAAUAACAACAUCAUAAAUAACAGUGUUAGCGCGGAGAAUGUAUCUGCCGUAGCAAUAGUUGAAGAUAAUAGUAAUCCUGACUACAAUUCAAUUGAUAACGAUUCAUUAAAUAAAACUCAAGUUAAUGUUACAGAUACCCAUGAUACGUUAAUUGAAAGAAAGUCAAAGACAGUUGAUGAUAUGAUUGCAAAUCGUGACCUAAAUGCGCUUAGUUUACUAGUCAAUGAAGAAAUACCUAUACCCUCCAAAUCAAAAGAGCAUAACAAGGAAUCCAUAUCAACUAAUUCGUUACGCUCUACUCCUUCACCUGCCACUCUAGACGGUAGAGCUGCAUCUAAACGAAUGGUCGAAGAAUAUAUGUCAUCUCGAAAAGAUAAGCGUAAUACAGUCAAUAAUAAUGGUUCAAAACGAUUCAAGUACAAAAGCGAUUUUAAAUCAAUCAUGUUAGCCGCUAUUGAAAACAAUACAAAACUAUCUACUGCGACAGAGGAUCAUCCUCAUCUUUACUAUGCUAAAUUUGAUUUUAAUGCUCGUGAGCAUGGUGAACUUGGAUUUAUGAAGGAUGAUCCUAUUAUUGUAGUUGAUUCUAGUGAUGACAUUUGGUGGAUGGGAUAUAAAGCUGACAAAUCUGAUGGAUCUUUUAUUCAAGGUGUCUUUCCCAGUAAUUAUGUUGAGAUUGCAGUAAAUAUUCGAAAUUAA